Messenger RNA from Pipistrellus kuhlii (Kuhl's pipistrelle), 817 nucleotides. RefSeq names its product adaptor related protein complex 2 subunit sigma 1 (gene AP2S1). Lineage: Eukaryota; Metazoa; Chordata; Mammalia; Chiroptera; Vespertilionidae. Gene Ontology annotation, biological process: clathrin-dependent endocytosis; intracellular protein transport. Gene Ontology annotation, molecular function: clathrin-cargo adaptor activity. The transcript has 5 exons. The record is from RefSeq and is a predicted model, not a curated record. Gene Ontology annotation, cellular component: AP-2 adaptor complex; membrane coat; intracellular membrane-bounded organelle. Bases 154 to 582 code for a protein of 142 amino acids.
GGGACUACAUUUCCCAGAGGGCUGUGCGCCAGAGGGCAAGCGGCUUCUUCUGCCGGAAGUCCGCUCUAGCCUCGGGUCCCCCAACACCUUGCAGAGCGGGAGCCGCCCAGUCGCCGCGGGACCGGGGCUGCUGGGGUCCGGACGGGGGUCGCCAUGAUCCGCUUCAUCCUCAUCCAGAACAGAGCGGGCAAGACGCGCCUGGCCAAGUGGUACAUGCAGUUUGACGACGACGAGAAGCAGAAGUUGAUCGAGGAGGUGCACGCCGUGGUCACGGUCCGAGAUGCCAAGCACACCAACUUUGUGGAGUUCCGGAACUUCAAGAUCAUCUACCGCCGCUACGCCGGCCUCUACUUCUGCAUCUGCGUGGACGUCAACGACAACAACCUGGCCUACCUGGAGGCCAUCCACAACUUCGUGGAGGUCCUAAACGAAUAUUUCCACAACGUCUGUGAGCUGGACCUGGUGUUCAAUUUUUACAAGGUUUACACGGUCGUGGACGAGAUGUUCCUGGCCGGCGAGAUCCGUGAGACCAGCCAGACAAAGGUGCUGAAACAGCUGCUGAUGCUUCAGUCCCUGGAGUGAGGCGGCCCUGCGCCCCGGCCCCCCAUGGACUUGCCUGCUCGCUUCCCCUCCCAGGCCCGGGGCCCGGGGCCCGGAGCCCUCCCUCAGCUGCCCCGGAGGAGGCACCCCGCCGGGGCUGGCCGCAGGGCGGAGACUGCACCCACUGCCUCCGGGCCUCCUCGUGUGCUGAGUAACCGUGCCGUUGUCCUGUGACACGUGCGUGCGUGUGUGGAGCCCAAUAAACCUGUGGUCCCCU